Hymenoscyphus albidus is the source of this 3147-nucleotide messenger RNA. The record is from the annotation of a GenBank genome assembly. Lineage: Eukaryota; Fungi; Ascomycota; Leotiomycetes; Helotiales; Helotiaceae.
AUGGGUUUGUGGAGGAAUUUCCGAGGGACCAGAACGAAGACUGAUGAAGAUGAAUAGACCUCAAGGCCACGGCUCUCCUAAAGCUGGUCUAUCUAGAGAUGUUUGGCCACGACAUGUCAUGGGCCUCUUUCCACGUCCUCGAGGUCAUGUCUUCCCCCAAAUACCCACAGAAACGAAUAGGAUAUCUUGGAGCUGUCCAGAGUUUUAGACCGGAUACUGAAGUUCUGAUGUUGGCAACAAAUUUGUUGAAGAAGGUACCGGUCUUUCAGGGACAUUUGAAGGAAACCUUGCUGAGCAGAAAUUAGGAUUUGACUUCGACCUCCCCUAUCACCAUGUCCCUUCCUAUAAUCACGCUCCCCCAUAUAAUCACCCCUUCUCUGGCGCUUUCAGUUCUCUCUGAUUUACUACCACGAUUAACGCAUUCUCACCCAACAUUACGGAAGAAGACCAUUGUAACACUUUAUCGACUUGCACUCGUCUAUCCCGAGACCUUACGGCCCGCCUGGCCCAAGAUUAAAGAGAGACUGAUGGACGAGAAUGAGGACCCAAGCGUGACGGCUGCUAUCGUAAACGUGGUCUGCGAAUUAGGAUGGCGGCGGCCCCACGACUUCUUACCCCUGGCCCCUAGACUGUUUGAGCUUUUGGUGGACAGUGGUAAUAACUGGAUGGCAAUCAAGUUGAUCAAGCUGGUCAGUGAACCCCAAUAUUAGACGGAUUACAUUCGCUAAUUUAUCCAGUUUGCAACUCUCACACCAUUGGAACCUCGACUCGUCAAAAAGCUACUACCUCCUUUGACUUCCAUUAUUCGUACGACUCCAGCCAUGUCAUUACUAUACGAAUGUAUAAAUGGGAUUAUUCAAGGUGGAAUCUUGGGUAGCAGUGACGAGUCUGCAGGUGGUGAAGAAAUAGCAACACUUUGUGUGAGUAAGCUUCGUGGAAUGAUUAUGGUCGAAGGCGAUCCAAAUUGUAAGACUACUACUCUCACCCCCCUUUGGAUGCUAACAUCCUCAAGUAAAAUACGUUGCAUUGCUUGCAUUCAACAAGAUUGUCGUUACGCAUCCUUUCCUCGUUGCUCAACAGGAAGACGUGAUCAUGGACUGUCUCGAUAGUCCGGAUAUUUCCAUCCGAUUGCGGGCUUUGGAUUUAGUGGUUGGCAUGGUUAGCAGCGAAAACUUGAUGUCAAUUGUUGGGCGAUUGAUGCGUCAGCUGCGAAACUCUCGCUCAGCAACAACGGAAGAAUUGAACCAAAGACAGGCAACCGGAGUGAUCGAGCCAACAGCGGAUUCGGAUGACGAGGCUUCAGAAACUGCAAUCAGACCUGAUCGAGGGACAGAAGAACCUCUUCUUCCUGACAAUUACAAGACUGAUGUUAUAAAUCGAAUACUGGAAAUGUGCUCUAGCAACAACUAUGGUAAUCUCGAAGACUUCGAGUGGUAUAUUGAUAUCCUCAUUCAACUAAUUCGCAGCGCACCCAUUUUGAGAUCCAACUCUUCUAUAGAAGAUUCGCACUCAAUGACGAGAAACGGCUCAGAUGUAUCUGAAAGAAUUGGGGACGAAUUGCGGAAUGUCGCCGUCAAGGUUAAAGCUAUUCGACCACCGGCUACAAAAGCAGCUGAAUCGGUCUUGAUAUCGAUGUAUAACGGCAACUCAUCAUCACUUACCCCAGCAAGUGGAGCUCUUCGGCCGUUGUCAUGGGUUAUCGGGGAAUAUGCGGAGCAUUUGGACACACCCGACGGAGCGUUGACUGCUCUUGUUCAUAUAACGAGAAGCUCGUCACCUUCCGACGGGUUAAUUAUAUAUUUGCAAGCUUUACCGAAGAUAUUUGCGUUGAUGGCUGGGGAAGACCAGUUGGGUUGGAGUCCUGAGCGGAAGACCAUGGUCUCUCUUCUCAUGGCCCGUAUUAUCCACACACUAGAGCCCUUGGCUAUGCAUCCAGAUCUUGAAGUACAAGAAAGAGCCGUUGAAUUUGCGGAACUGUUGAAACUAGCUGCUGAGGCGUCGGCUGGUCAGGAUGCAUCCUCAGAUAUCGGGCAAGAUGCACCACUGCUUCUGACACAAGCUAUUCCAUCCCUGUUUUCCGGACAAGAAUUGAACUCGGUAGCCGUUGGGGCACAGCGGAAUGUUCCUUUACCAUCCGGCCUAGAUUUGGAUGAGCCCAUCAACGCAAAUCUCAGCAACCUUCUGCGGGCGGUAGAGGCGGCAGCAUUAAACGAGCCAAAUGAAGACGACUUUGAGACAUACUAUCAUAAAGCACCCCCUUCAUUACCAAAUCAAUCGCAGCCUGCAGCCAGCCGUAUUGGGACAGCUCCAGAGGAGAUAGUCAGUUCUUAUCAACAGGGAGGCGAGGAAAGUUACUUGGACCCAGAUAUUGUCGCUCGCCGACGUGCAGAGCGGUUAGAAAGAAACAAAGAUGACCCGUUCUACAUUGCUCCAACAGAAAGCUCUGGCACAUCUACGCCCCUUCACAAUAUUCUUCAAAGCAAUAAUGGUCCUGAUCUUGAUCUUGACGAGAUACCUAUCAUGCAGUUGGAUCUAGGAAAGACGGAUGUAGCUAUGACUGGACAGGCAUCCUUGAAGAGACCCAAACCCAAACCACGUCAAAGAAUUCAUAUAGCGGCAGAUGAGACUCUUGGGAGUGGGACUUCUACACCACGAAAUGAUGACUCGGAAAACAGCCUGGAAGGGGUGCAGAGGCUAAAAUCCAAAGGAAAGCAAUCCUUACUCCAGGUGGACUCGAGCAAUAUUGGUGCAUUCUCGUUGGAAGGCGAUGGCGCCGAUACUGGUAUUGACUUUGAGCGCCAGCAGCGUGAAGAAGCCGAAAUGGCCAAAGCGAUGCGAGAAGUGGAAAGGUUGCGGUUGGAGAUGCAGAGAGCGAAUGAGCGGAUACAGGCAGCCCAAGGAGUUUCUCUGGAGGGUACCGUUGUUAAGAAGAAAAAGAAGAAGGCUAAGGUUGUUGACGGCGAGCCCACGGAAGUGGUAAAGAAGAAAAAACCAAAGAAGGCACCCGCAGUGAUUGAUGAAGGCCAAGUGGGAUCUUCCAUAACAACGGAAGUUGUUAAGGCGAAGAAGAAGAAGAAGAAAAUCAAGGUGCUUGAGGAGCCGACGGAGGCUCAAGAUGUCUCUAUGGAUUCUGGAGAGCAAGCAUAG